UGUUCGAGCCUUUAUCAGUCGCGCGAUCUCAGUCAGUCACUUCAGUUGGUUUAGCAGCUUUGCAUCGCUUGCUGUUUCUGCUCAAUCCGACUGUUAAAAUCCGUGAAUACUUUGUCCGAACUGUGUGAUCUCUGAUCUGCGUGAUCUCUGAUCGGCAUUAGGAGAGAUUUCCACACAGAUUUUCGACAGAACAGAGGGUAAAGCACCAGCGUGUGAAAAAUGCCCCAGUACAAACGUGUACAUUUCGAGGAGUCCACAGAGCUCCUCCCCCUCCUAACCAUCAGAGGAGUAAAGCCCCCACACCCCCCACCUGAAAGGAGCUCCAACAUAAAACCUGAGAGCCGUAGAGUUGUUUCCGGCAUCUCAAGGAAUGCUUGGAGUAUAGAGUCGACAUACCCCUUCAUAAACAUCAAAGGUGUUGGUGUGUUCUCUCCACACCCCCCGCCUGACCUGAGGUCACAUACAAAACCUGAGAGCCGUAGAGCACCGUCCGGCAUCUCAGUGGAUUGUGGGAACGUUAAUGCUCCCCAACAAUCAAAACACCUCCGUCCCUUAAACCACAGAGGCGUUGGUGCAUUGCGGCCACAUCCACCAGACAGAAGCUCUGUGAGGGAUCCCGACGGCCGCAAAACCAUCCUCAAAGUCUUGAAGGAUUAUGGGGACAUUACUGGCCUCCCUCCCGUAAACUGCAAAGGUGUGCCGCGUUCAGACUUACAUGAAAGAUGUAAAGUUCUUCCUGCCAUUACAAAGGCCUGUAAGAACAUUACUGCUCUGCAGCAAUCCAAGGACCUCCCCCCCUUAAACGUCAGAGGUGUUGGUCUACAUUCACCACAUCCACCAUCUGACGUUACCCCUCAAAUUAAACCUGAGGGCCACAACGUUCUUCCCGCAACCUCAGAGAAGGAAUGCGGGAACAUUAAGGGUUCCCAGAAGUCUAAACUUCUUCCCUUAAACCAAAGAGGACUGAGGCCAAAGCCACAGAAGAAAAUACAGCGGUGGGAACCUAGUGAUGAAACUUUUGCUUUCAUCUGUAAAAGAAUGAUAGAAGAUACGCAGAUGGACCGAGCGCAUCAAAACAGCCUUUCUGUAGCAGAUCGAGAGACAUUCUCAUCUAGGUGUAAAAAACUUAAAAUGGAUGACAUGAAGGAUAUCAUUUGGAGAAAGAAGAGUUGAGGAUACGGUCGCUACACGUACUGUUGAAGGAGGCUGAAGGAACCCUGAAGGAUGCCCGAAUGACUCUUUGAGAUUACACACACACACACACAUCAUGACAGACCCACAUGUUUUGUGUGGAGAGAAGCAUAUUAUUGUCUGUCACGACAUAAUAUGCAUUCUCUCCGGUGUCUGGUCUCUAAGUCCCGCCCCCUCAUUAACUUCCCCUUAGUGUUUGAGCCCAGUCACCUGCCCGUCACUCUCCCUAUGUUAUCGUCCCUCAUUAGUGGUCCCCUUUAUGUAGUCCCAGUCAUCUCUGUCCCUUGUUGGUUCAUUGUUCUUCGUACCCGGUUCGUGUUAGUCCCUGUCUAGUAUAUCUUGUUCCUGCCUUGCAUUGUCCAUUAUUGUGAGUUUUGUUUGUUUUGCUUUAGUUCUUGUUUGGCCCCCUAGGAGGAAGUUUUUGUUUGCCUUUUGGGAAGUCUUUUUGUUAUAGUGUUUGUUCCCCCCAUCGUGGGUUUUUGUUUUUAUAUUUUAAUAAAUAUUUUCCAUUAACCCCUUCACUGCUGUCUGCGUCUGGGUUCUGACCACAAUCCCUGACACAUAUAUAGCUGCCAUAUAUCUUCUGACAAUUCUCUGUAUUUUUCUUUGUCAACAGGAAAUGUCCACUACACACACUAUUGAAGGAAACUGAAGACAGAGGAGACCCGAACCUCUUUGAGAUUACACACACACAUGCACAUUAAUGCGCGCACGCAUUCACACACAAAUUAACACACACACUCUGUGUCACAUGUAUAGUUUCGCUUUUUCCUCAGCAAAGUGUAAUGCCCCAUUCAGAUUAUACAGUUUUUUGGCGUGUUAAAGGAUUAAAUUAAAAUAGUCGUUGGGUCGCUUUUUUGUUUCGAAAUGUCACAGACGCAUUGACGGUUGUAUACUGAGAUAAACGAUCGAGUCGUCGCUUACAAAUCACUCCAACACACUACAACACACGAAUCGUGCCAAGAUCGGGCAGAAUUCAUAUAAUCUGAACUGGGUAUAGGGAAGUAAUGAGGCUGACCGAGAAGAUUAUAGUAUUAUGUCGUCUUUACACAGCAAAGGCGGCACAGAAACCGAAUCUGAAGCAGCUUAAAACCACGACAAUGAGCAUUUACACAGAGCGUUAAUGCGGCUCUAAAGCGGCAUAAAUGCAUUUACACAGGAAUUAAAAUAAUGUGAAAUAAUGCAGAACAUAACCACAAAAGCACAGUUCUAACAAUAUGCUGAUAAAAUAAUAUCUUAAAUUAAACAAUAUAAACUCAAAAUAUUGAAAGACGCCAAAAGUUGUUUUAAAGAGCCACAAAUGUCGACCAGGUAAAUGAACAGUUCCGAUGUUACAGCAAAUGUUACCAGAUCGUUUUCGUGUAUGAAAUACUGUCCUCAAUGAGAUGCGUUUGGAAAUAUAACGACAAAAUCCUGAAUUUCAAUCCUAGCCCGACAAGAACCAAAUAAUUUACGCUCCUAGGGCCGGGCAUCUGUCCUCACUUUACGAUCUGGACCGAAGCACACUACAUUAUUAUGAUGCGACUGUUUUGAGGUAAACAGUAAGAAAAGCAGAAACUCUCUCAUCACAACACAAUGUUAAGUUUGUGAUUUAUUAUGUGUUCGACUUCAUGCGUGUGUUGCGGAGACCCAUCUGCUUAAGUAACACGAGAGCUUUUCAAAUAACUCUGCCACACUGCAUAAUGUCCGACAAACCUAAUAUUUGAAGCCGUUUGAGACGCACAGUAAAACAUGUCUGCAUGUGAUCGUGUCACACGUACCGGAAGUUUUUUCCACGAAGGAGAGGAGCUUAAGGAGGAAUUCAAACAAAGUCAUGAGUUCAAAUAAAAAAAUCUGCAUGCCGGGCCUGAGUCACAAACGAUCAUACUCCAAACAUUUUUCUAAAUUAACUUUAAAAAGAAACGAAACAAAAUAAAUGUAAUUUGCCAUUAAAAACUAAUCUAAACUAUUUUAAUGGCUGAAAACGGUCUCAAAAUUUACAUCCUGCAUUCAAAUUGUGCCACAGCCUGCCUGAGUAAACAAAAAUACUCCAAACAUUUUUCCUCAUUAAAUAAUUUUAUGAAGAAAUGAAACGAAAAAUUUGUUUGAAUUAUUCAAAAAACCUGUGUUGUUAUUAUUAGCCUAAAACAAAUGUGGCUGUGUGUUUUUGGCUUUAUCUUCACUCUCUCACUUUCUGCUGACAUGACAAUAGUUUAGAGCGGCUUUAAUGCGCCUUCAUUUACAAUCUGAUUGAGAAUCAGUUAAUAUCCGUGAAUAUUUUGUCCGAACUGUGUGAUCUCUGAUCGGCAUUAGUCGAGAUUUACACACAGAUUUUCGACAAAACCGAGCGUAAAGCACCAAUGUGUGGUGGUUAAUAACUAACACUUUCAUGUCAAAUGUAAAAUCGUAUCCUGAAAUGGUUGUAUAUUUAAUAAUAUUUGGAGAGUUACACAAACAUAAAGGAGAGUUACAGGAUAUGUUAUUUCUAUGAUCUGUCAGCGAUGGAAAACAGUCUUUAAGCGAAAGUCAUCGUGUAUCUGUCAAUAAAAAAUAUAUAUUUUUAUCUGCCAGUAGGGGCAGCCAAAAAAUUCUUGUAGUUGAUCCAUUUUAUCUAACUUCUUACAGUAUACUCAUUCUAUUUUUUUUACAUAAAAAAACCCAAAAUUACAGACAAAACUGCCGUUCACUUGCUCCAACUCUUAACACAGAGAUUAAACGCACAUGCACAUAGAUCAGGACAAGGUAAAUAGCACUAUAGAGCCAGAAGAAAUAAAGAGCCGUCCCGUAUCGAACUAAUAAACCAACUAAAUAAACUCAACCCUAAUCUUCAGUACGCCCACAUGCAGCUCAACGGUUUAACCGUCUACCCGCGUCCGACGCACCAAAAACAACAAACUAAAAUAACAAACUAAAAUAAUAAACAGCUUUACAGCUCUACAACCUAACACGGGAGUUCACAUGGCUCUAGGAUUCUAACCAGAAACAUUCUCAUUCUUGGCAAUAGCGCAAAUCUCUUACUUACCUCUGGCAUAUAAUAAAGAAUAACACAAAAUAACAAUACAAAAAUUGAAAUGAAAAAUAGAAAGAAAGAAAACUGGGCUGGAGUGGACUGAAGAACGGCCCAACAGUCUAAGCCAUCCUCCUUUCUGAACCUCCCACUUCUUAAGCCAGUGGCAAUCACAGGUAACACUCCGCACCUGUUCCUGAAGGAGACUGUUCUGACUGAGACCAAAAUCGAAGAACAUCGCCAUCUAAUGGACAAACACAAAACAAUUUGGGUCAUAACCAUAUGAGUGUGUCGGACAGAAUGUGCCAGCAGUAGGGUUGUUCCGAUUGACGAUACUAUCGUGUAUCGACGAUAUCUGAGCGGGCAAACUGAGCCAAUCAAGUCAGUCUGUCCUCGACGUUACACAAACUAAGUUAGCUGUUUGCAAAAUGAUGGCGAUAACACUGUAAUAAAAUAACUGCGUGCUAUUUGCUCUGCAAUUAAAUCAGUUUGGCUUGUUACUUUUAUGAGCUUUUAUAUUAUGAGCUUAAGCUAUAACAUCAGUGAGUCAGUGUGUUUUACAUUAAAGUGGCCAGAAUGGCUAGUUUACACAUUGCGCCUAAUGGCUAAGACAUUUUUAGCAGAUCUUUAAGCUAAUUCUUGUAUGUCUUCCCUGCUAAGUUUUUUUUUGUGUGUAUCUCUGUUAUAUUGCCUUAUUGGAAUUGAGAACACCAUCUUGUUAACCACCAUUCAGUAACAUUAACAGGGAGUUUUUUUAUGAACAGUUUUUUUCAUUCAUUAUUUAUUAUAGGUUUAUUAUAUAGAAAGAGAGCAAAGUGUCAGCAAGGGAGAGAGCAGGGAGCAGGAGGACAUAAAUUGCUUUGUCCGUCCUAUGCCUUCUGUUUUACAAAUAUUUUUAGAUUACCAUCCACAACAGAAUGCCAGAAAUCCACUUGUGCAGAAGGUAUUUACUUGUAAAGAUGGAACCAGCCGGAAGUGGCUCACAUAUUGUGAGACGUCAUGCAUUGUUUUGUGUGUAUUAGUGUUGUCACGAUACUGGAAUUUUUAACUUCGAUUCAAUAAUUUAAAAUAUAUCGAUAUUCGAUACCAUUUUCGAUACCACGGGGAAAAAACUGCCAUAGCAAUAAUGACCUAUUUUUAUUUUAUUUUAUUUAAAGUUAAAUUGAACAAGACUAGACAAUGAGGUAUAUUUUUACAUUAUUUAUUAAUCGUUAAUCUAAUGUUAAUUUUACUAAUACAUUUACUAUUUAAAAUCAAAGUUGUAUUUGUCAGUAUUAAUGGACCAGGCCCUGUUGAAAAAACCAGCCUAUGCUAGUUUGGUAUGUUUUGAUGCUGGUUUGUGCUGGUUUAAACUAUUCAUGUGCUGGUUUAACCUGGUCAAACCAGCAUCAAUCAAAACAUACCUAACCCAGCAUAUGCUGUUUUUUUAACAGGGGAGCUUACAUAAAUAGUUGUAUUUUUUAACUAACAUUUAAAAGAGAUGAAUAAAUACUUGAACAAAUGUAUUGCUCAUUCAUUGUUCGUUAAUGUUAGUUAAUGCCUACAUUUAUAUGAUUAAUUUUUUUUUAUUUGGCUUUUAUUCACAUAUA
Molecule: messenger RNA, 5766 nt
Organism: Triplophysa rosa
Lineage: Eukaryota; Metazoa; Chordata; Actinopteri; Cypriniformes; Nemacheilidae
Exons: 10
Coding region: 220-1173 (317 amino acids)
Source: RefSeq, a predicted model, not a curated record